UGUAGUAUCAUGUCGUCAACAACUGAAAGUUCUACGGAUGAUUCAGAGGAAAACACAGGUUUUUGCUGUAUGCAUACAAUUUCGACUCACAGUAAGGUAAUAUCUUUUAGUGGCAAGAGUUACAGAAAAUUCAAGGAAUGUGUAGAUCUUUGGAAGAACGUCAGUUUUGGGUUUGAACUAGAAAAAAAAGUUGCUGCGAAUGCGGUCAACCUCAACUUCGACUCGUUCGAGCAGCAGACAGAGCAGGACUCGUCCGGCGCCUCGGGCGGAGGAGUGUACCAUGGAGGUGUUCGAACUGCAACAAGUUCAACAAAGAAGAGGUGUGUUCAACCAGGAUACCAUGCGGGCUGCUACAGGCACUUCUGCAACAUUACAACAAUCAAGCGAGCACAGAUCAAGGCAAAGAAGAAACAAGGUACGCUACAUAUAUAGCAAUAGUGGGAAAAUGUAUUUUUAUUAUUAAUAAAAGUUGUAAACAAAUUGUUCUGUAAAGAAUAAAAUAUAUAUAAACAUA
Messenger RNA from Strongylocentrotus purpuratus (purple sea urchin), 514 nucleotides. RefSeq lists its product as uncharacterized. The record is from RefSeq and is a predicted model, not a curated record. Lineage: Eukaryota; Metazoa; Echinodermata; Echinoidea; Camarodonta; Strongylocentrotidae. Bases 10 to 432 code for a protein of 140 amino acids. The transcript has 2 exons.